AUGUCAACUUUCCAAGAUAUUAAUCAAUUUGAUUGGAAUUCAAUGUUGAGUGAUAUUCAACAACAACGUGAAAACAUGAACCAAACACAACAACCACAAUCAAUCCCUAAUGCUAUGACUGCAACUACACCAUCAAAACAAGAUUUUUAUGCAGUUCAACAAACUCAACAACCUUCACCAAUUAGUUCAGAUGAUAAUGAUAUUUGGUUUGAUAAAUUUUUGAAUCAAGAUGGUCAAAUGAAUCAAGAUGAUCAAAGAAGUUCAAUGUCAUCAAAUGCUUCAAACACAAAUGCUACUACCUCACCAUUAGAAUUCAGUUCAUUGUUUGAUGUUAAUGAUAGAGAAGAUGAAAGUUUAUUCUCUUCAAAUGUCACAAGUCUUGAUAAUUCACCUUUAAUUAAAGCUGAAGAUUCCAAUCAACAAAUACCAAAAAUGGAUCUUCUCAAUCAAACAAUUCCAGAACAACCAACCCCUGAAUCAAUUGAUGAAUCAUACCCAAUUGAUCAACAAGAACAAACUGCUACUAAUGCUAACGCCACUGGUAGUGAUGCUAAGAAACCAAAAAAGAAGAGAGCUCCAAGAAAGAGAUUAACUCCACAUCAAAAACAAGCACAUAAUAAGAUUGAAAAAAGAUAUAGAAUCAAUAUUAAUGCAAAGAUUGCAGGUUUACAACAAAUUAUUCCAUGGGUUGCAAGUGAGAAAACUGCUUUCGAAAUUGGUGAUGGAAUUAAAGUUGAAUCUGAAGGUGAAGUUCCAAGAUUAAACAAGAGUAUGAUUUUAGAAAAAGCUACCAGUUAUAUUCUACACUUACAAGAAUCAGAUUCUAAAUUAAAAGAAGAAAAUGAAAAAUUAAAGAAGGAAAUUGAAAGAUUAGGUGGUAAUGCUAAUUUAUAA
Messenger RNA from Hansenula ciferrii, 894 nucleotides. Its product is annotated as basic helix-loop-helix domain-containing protein. The record is from RefSeq and is a predicted model, not a curated record. Lineage: Eukaryota; Fungi; Ascomycota; Saccharomycetes; Phaffomycetales; Wickerhamomycetaceae. The coding region runs from base 1 to 894 and encodes 297 amino acids. The transcript has a single exon. Gene Ontology annotation, molecular function: protein dimerization activity.